Durusdinium trenchii is the source of this 2162-nucleotide messenger RNA. Lineage: Eukaryota; Dinophyceae; Suessiales; Symbiodiniaceae. The record is from the annotation of a GenBank genome assembly.
AUGAUCCCACGUGCCUUUCUGUUUUUUUUUCCAGCGAGUGUUCUCACAUUUACCCCGUCCCCAGCCCAAAAGCACCUAAAAACAACCAGUCUUGAUCCCAGCACCUUGCAGGGUCCAAGUCCACCGCAUUGUCACCUGACCAAGCCGCCCGCGCUGACCUGUCCUGACCGAAGCUGUUUGUCUAACGAUCCGGAUGCGGUACUGAACCCAUCUUCCACCAGGGGAAUCAUGCCCUGGAUGCAUCUUGUCACCUAUGCCGCUUUCAGCGCCCUCCUUUGCGCUGCCGAAGAGUCCGCAGCCGUAAGCACUGUGUCAGAAGAAGAGGCCUGCGAUGUGCAACUCCUUCAAGUGAGCCAAUCGCUGGAGGAGUCUCGUUUGUCCAGCCUGACUUGGAAGGGCUUCUUUGUGAAUUUCCUGAACGCCAUGGGCGAGGCGGAGUCCGAUGCCAUCCUGGCACCCGCAGCCACCGCGGCGGCCGCGGUCCGCGAGCUGCGGGCCGCUGAGGCGGCGCGGGGCGGGCUGCCGCCGCUGCCGGCAGAAUCGCUGGCGCAGACCAAGGUCUCUAGCCAGACGAGCGAAGUCACCGCGACGACCAUUUGUGUGAUCAUCGGUGCGGUACCUCCGGAGCAAAGGCGUCGAGGUGGUAUACGGGAAAUGGAUGAGUUCAGUGUGUGUGUGUGUUUUUGUUUAACUCGGGUUUUUUGUUUUGAUUUGAUGGGUGGUGAACACUACGUAGACACAGGUAGACUCCAGUAGACCAUUCUCAGUUUUGGUGCGUUCCGGGGGGGUUGAGCCAUCUCGAAUUGAUCGUUUGGCUUGAGUAUUUUUUGGUCCACAUUUUAAUGCUCCCUUUGGGUCCAGGCUGAGGAGUCUUCGGGUAGAGGGUAGGUAACUAUAGGGUCUGGCAUCCGUCCUUCUUCUCACACGCAGGUGUUGGUGCUGCCAUUCUUUUUUUUGAACACUCUGAUAUUGAGGCCUUGCCACCUAAGUGGGCAACGAUAGCAGUUGCUCUUUGACAUGGUCAGAUUCGGACUUAUGGUUUCAUACUCUAUAGAGUAGUUACAGUAUGCACACAGUAUUGCUGUAUAGCUGCGGGGUAAAACUCUGUAGCCUCUGUGCAUACCUGCACCUUAGUUUAUAGAAUCGCGUAUAUAGCACCUGUGUUUUUGCGGACCUAGGGUUUAAGCACUAUUUGGACUUUCGUAGGGUUUUUCGUUUUUUGUGGUUUUGAAGGGUUGCGAGUGUAUAUUUUCAAUGCUGAAGACUGAUGUUUUCUUGAGCCAAAGGUGGACACCCGCAAAAGGGUGCAAUUGGAAAGAAACGUGGCAAACCACCCAACAGUGAGUUGGAUAUGGGAGGGCUCCAUGCACCUUUUUUGAAGGGAUUGUAGUAGAGCGUUUUGCUUGAAUGAGCACUUGAAAUUUUGUUUUGUUUUGGUAGCAAAGGACGAAGGAAGCUUCAGGUAGUUCUGAUACACAUCCAAGAAGCUUGUAUGGGAGGCUGAGUGGGAGGCUCAUAAUGUGCGAGUUGAUGCGAGUUGCGUGAGAUGAUUGUUUGCAAUAUUUAUUCCUUUCUUUUUGGUUUGCGCCGUUGAUUGCUGCAUGUCAGGCUGUUUGCUGGUGAUGUAGGAGUGCGACUUGCGGAAUUGGUGGGAUUUGAUCUUUGGAGCUGGCCACCAAAAAAGGACCUUCGAGUGCUUAAGGCAGCUUUCAGAUGUUCCUUUAUUGAUAAAUAUUGAGUAGUUUCAGCAUGAUCUGGUGCUGUUUCCUUCCAUACUCUUUCAAAACGGCAAACACAAAAGUCAUCAAAUGUUAAAGGCUCCAGAACAUGACCAGACGUCCAAACAUCUCAACCAGACGUCGUAAUGCAUCGGUUCGUAGAUCCCCACGUCUUCUACAUGUAGACAGGACACCGUCUCUAUCUAUUUGGGGAUCACGGGAUCGUUACCCGAGGUCCUGCUGGCUGUGGUGGUUUGCUUGAUCUUCAGCUGUUUCAAGCCUAGCACCAGCUAUGAGGACUACAACAAGCUGGAUAGUCAAGGUGCGGCCUCCUCCUCGCUCGAUCGGGCGAUGAGGAAGGAUUGCUGCUGAGUGAAACCGGAGUAAGGAAGGUUUGGCUUCCGAUCAGUGAAUGAGCAGUGUGUUGCUUUAGCCGUCCUUUUC